This is a messenger RNA of Canis lupus familiaris (dog), 5371 nucleotides long. RefSeq names its product zinc finger protein 777 (gene ZNF777). The transcript is spliced from 6 exons. Gene Ontology annotation, molecular function: RNA polymerase II cis-regulatory region sequence-specific DNA binding; DNA-binding transcription activator activity, RNA polymerase II-specific. NCBI's taxonomy places the organism in Eukaryota, Metazoa, Chordata, Mammalia, Carnivora, Canidae. The coding region runs from base 2457 to 4943 and encodes 828 amino acids. The record is from RefSeq and is a predicted model, not a curated record. Gene Ontology annotation, biological process: regulation of transcription by RNA polymerase II. Gene Ontology annotation, cellular component: nucleus.
UUUUUUUUUAAAUAAAUUUAUAUUAAUGGUUAUGUAUAUAUAUUUUUUCCUGCUAAGAUGCAUGUAUCCUGGAGACCCAUCCACUUGUGAUACAGGAGGUAGGGAGGGUCGGUUAAAUCCUAUGAUACGUGGUCCAGAAUUCCACAAACACACACACACACACACACACACACACACCCCAACAGUUUGAGAAUGCCAGGUUAUUAGUCUUAGAUACUAUAUUUACAGCUCCAUCCCUGUCUUUAUGCUUUGGGUAAAAUUAAGCCACAGGUUUAUUGGUAUAGAGGACAUCAUAGCAAGGGGUGUUAUUUGGGGGUGGAAAAGGGGGUAUGCCCCCGUGUCCCCCUCAUCCCUCUACAGUCUUCCGAAUCUAAAAGUGGAGAGAGCCAGUCUAGUAAGAGAGCAAAGAAAUGUUAUUUUCCUUUAAGCUCUGAUUAAACUAGUUGGUAAAGGUAUCUACUCUGCUGGCUUUAGGUACUGUACUGGAGCUUCUCCCCAUUGUUUUAGUUAAACCCCUGUAUUACUCUGGGGGACUAACUUGGCCCCCCAGGGAAUUCCCUUCUCCUAUUAGUUGUAGGCAAAUACCCUAACCCCCAUCCAUGGACAGGGUCAUAAUGACCCUAUUGUGUUGCAUUAUGCUAGUCAUUUCCCCUGUGUGAGGCCUCUGUCCCAGGGAGCUGUCCUGUCUGCCCUCACCUACUAAGAGUUGAGAGGUGGCUUAGUUGUUAAUGAGUCUUCAGGUUUAGGGGUCUGUGAACCACUUGAAAGUGUUUGAAGAAUUUUGUGUGUGUGUGUGUGUGUGUGUGUGUGUGUGUGUGUGUGUGUUUUGAGGGGGAGAAUUCACAACUUUCAUUAGGUUUUCAAAAGGGUCCCUGAUCCCAGCUUUAAGUGGAAAUGCCUUUAUGGACAGGGCCUCCCCCACUAUAGAACCUCCCACAGGUCUUUGUUGAAUCUCCAAGCCUCUCUGAAUUUUAGAGGUAGAAAGGAUUCAGAACACUUAACUGAGCUAAGCUGCUGCCUCUGUUGACAACCUACAGUGGAGGCAACCUACAGUGGAGGCUGAAAGGCCAGUCUCGGCAGCCAGCCCUCUCUGUGACCUUGGGCAGGUUAGUUGGCCCUCUCUAGGCUUCAGAGUCUUCAUUAUGCUAAGUGUGGGUAACAGUUCUCAGAGUCCUAUUUCGUAGGGCUUCCUAAGGAUUACGUGUGAGAUCACCCUUUAAAAUGCUUAACGCAGUUCACGGUGCACAGUAAAUGCUGACUAACUGUUAGCUGUUAUCUGACUAAUUAGCUCUCACAUCUGGUUAGCUGCAGAGCUACUGGAUCAUGCCACCUCAAAAAUAUUCCGCUUGAACGGGCCUUCAGUUUUCAAUUCUUGGCUUGACAGCAUGGUGCUGUCUCAGUGAAGGCCCUCAUAAGUGAAUGUAUGAGCAAGUAAAGGAAAGAGAAGUGGUAGGAGAUAGAAAUAGGUUGAGAGGGCUCUCCUAGAUGACCCAAGGAAUGUCAUUUACCCUAACAUGUUUUUUCCCGUGACCCAAUGAUUUAUACCAUUCAUUAAUUCAGCAGACAUUUAUUGAGCACAUACUGUAUAUCAGACUGGACAGCGGGGAUGUGCUCACUUUCAAACGAAGAGAAUGGGAAUUUCGGUUGUAUUAAAGGUUACUUGGACAUGGCACAGUGAUGGGCCAUCAGCGCAUUCGCUGAAGGAAGAUUAUGAGCAAAUGGACAAACAUGCUAUAGAAGAACUUAUAUUGAGUUCCACUAAAGCUAUUGAUUGUCUGGAUAAGUAAACACGGGCUGGCCACUCAGAAGACCCUGGCUUCACCUCCCUGGCGACACAAGAAUUCUCUCAACCUUGAGUGUGCAAGGUGGGGAACAGGGAGAGAGUGCGUAAUGAAAAUCCCCAAAGGAAUUGGUCUUCAUUCUGGUUCUUGUCCCCACCAAUCCUGAUGUGAGUCACAGAACUGGGGGGCUCCAGCCCCAUAUCCAGUCCCCCCGGGCCUUGGCUCCUCAUUCCCCACCUCACCAACUGUAGGGAAGAGCUCAGACCACCAGCAUACACCUGCUGCAGUGGACCAUCUACCCCGGGGACUUGGGCUUCCAUACAAGUGGCUGAAUUGCCAUCCGCUGGCCUGGCUCGGGCAAGGUGUCUCUCUUCCCAUUUUGCUCAUAGCAGGAGUCAGCCUGGGAUGCCCAGAAGCGCAUUUGGCCUCUCCAGGAGGGGCUGGGCCCAUAUAACAUGUCUUAGAGGCAAACCUACACCAUAUAAAUGCUCUGAGAAAUUUGACUGAUAAAGUCCACAAUUCAGCUUUUACCAGAGAGUAUGGAGAAUGUAAGGUAAUUGUGUGUUCCCAUUCCUGGAAGAAGGGAGGGAAAGAUAACACUGGGACUGCCUGCUGACACAAGUGGAAGCAGUGGGGCCAGAUGUCGAGGUCACCUUUGAGGUCCCACAGCUGGACAUGGAGACCCAACGCCCAUCACCUCCAUCAUUCCCCAGUGUUCUGCAAGAAGAAAGCCCCCGCCAGACCCCCACUGGACUCCCCCGAGAUACUCUGUUCCAAUCCCGUGUUCUUCCCCCCAAAGAAAUUCCUUCUUCAUCUCCUCCCAUCCCCCGACAAGGCUCCCUAUCCCAGACUCCCAAGCUAGAGACCUCUGGCCGAAUGCCGCAUGUUCUCCAGAAGGGACCCUCACUCCUGUAUCCUGCCACUUCUGAGCAAGAGACUCAUCUCCAGGGUUCCCUGACUUCCCAAGAAGAGACCCAGUAUCCACCCCCAGCUGCUGCUGAACAAGAAAUCUCACUUCUCUCCCACUCCACCCCCCACCAAGAGGCCCCACUCCACUCGCCUGAAGUUCCGGAGAAAGACCCCCUGACCCUUUCCCCCACGGUUCCUGAGACUGACAUGGACGCCCUGCUUCAGAGCCCCGUUGCCCAAAAAGACACUCCCUUCCAGAUCUCUUCUGCAGCCCAGAAGGACACGCCACUCCCGACAGCGGAGAUUACCCGCUUGGCCGUGUGGGCUGCCGUCCAAGCGGUGGAGAGGAAACUAGAGGCCCAGGCCAUGCGGCUCCUGACCCUGGAGGGACGGACCGGGACGGCCGAGAAGAAGCUGGCAGACUGUGAGAAGACGGCUGUGGAGUUUGCGAACCAUCUGGAGAGCAAGUGGGUAGUGCUGGGGACCCUGCUGCAGGAGUAUGGGCUGCUACAGAGGCGGCUGGAGAACAUGGAGAACCUACUGAAAAAUCGAAAUUUCUGGAUCCUGCGGCUGCCACCAGGCAGCAAUGGAGAGGUCCCCAAGGUCCCCGUCACCUUCGAUGAUGUCGCUGUCCAUUUCUCAGAGCAGGAGUGGGGGAACCUGUCUGAGUGGCAGAAGGAGCUCUAUAAGAAUGUGAUGAGGGGCAACUACGAGUCUCUGGUUUCUAUGGACUAUGCAAUUUCCAAACCAGACCUCAUGUCGCAGAUGGAACGUGGGGAGAGGCCAACCAUGCAGGAGCAGGAGGACUCUGAGGAAGGCGAGACACCCGCAGAUCCCAGUGCUGCACACGACGGGAUCGUGAUUAAGAUCGAGGUGCAGACCAACGAUGAGGGCUCAGAAAGUCUGGAGACGCCGGAGCCCCUGAUGGGGCAGGUGGAAGAGCACGGCUUUCAGGACUCAGAGCUUGGUGACCCGUGUGGAGAACAGCCAGACUUGGACAUGCAGGAACAGGAGAAUACGUUGGAGGAGUCCACAGAAGGCUCCAGUGAGUUCAGCGAGCUCAAACAGAUGCUGGUGCAGCAGAGAAACUGCACAGAGGGGAUCGUGAUCAAAACCGAGGAGCAGGAGGAGGAGGAGGAAGAGGAGGAGGAGGACGAGCUGCCCCAGCACCUGCAGGCCCUCGGGCAGCUGUCGGGGCGCUACGAGACCAGCAUGUACCAGACCCCGCUGCCCGGGGAGCUGUCCCCCGAGGGCGAGGAGAGCCCCCCGCCGCUGCAGCUAGGCAAGCCUGCGGUGAAGAGGCUGGCGCCGCCGACACACGGGGAGCGGCACCUGGGCGACAGCCGCGGUUCCUCCAGCCAGCAGCAGCGGAACCGGCGCGGCGAGCGGCCGUUCACCUGCAUGGAGUGCGGCAAGAGCUUUCGGCUGAAGAUUAACCUCAUCAUCCACCAGCGCAAUCACAUCAAGGAGGGGCCGUACGAAUGCGCCGAAUGCGAGAUCAGCUUCCGCCACAAGCAGCAGCUCACGCUGCACCAGCGCAUCCACCGCGUCCGCGGCGGCUACGCGUCCCCCGACCGCGGGCCCGGCUUCGCCCCCAAGCACACGCUCAAGCCGCGCCCCAAGUCGCCCAGCUCGGGCAGUGGCGGCGGCGGCCCCAAGCCCUACAAGUGCCCCGAGUGCGACAGCAGCUUCAGCCACAAGUCGAGCCUGACCAAGCACCAGAUCACGCACACGGGCGAGCGGCCCUACACGUGCCCCGAAUGCAAGAAGAGCUUCCGCCUGCACAUCAGCCUGGUGAUCCACCAGCGCGUGCACGCGGGCAAGCACGAGGUCUCCUUCAUCUGCAGCCUGUGCGGCAAGAGCUUCAGUCGCCCGUCGCACCUGCUGCGCCACCAGCGGACUCACACGGGCGAGCGGCCCUUCAAGUGCCCCGAGUGCGAGAAGAGCUUCAGCGAGAAGUCCAAGCUUACCAACCACUGCCGAGUGCACUCGCGGGAGCGCCCGCACGCCUGCCCCGAGUGCGGCAAGAGCUUCAUCCGCAAGCACCACCUGCUCGAGCACCGGCGCAUCCACACGGGCGAGCGGCCCUACCACUGCGCCGAGUGUGGCAAGCGCUUCACGCAGAAGCACCACUUGCUGGAGCACCAGCGCGCGCACACGGGCGAGCGGCCCUACCCUUGCACGCACUGCGCCAAGUGCUUCCGCUACAAGCAGUCGCUCAAGUACCACCUGCGGACCCACACGGGCGAGUGAGCGCGCCCGCCGCGCCGCCCGGCCAGGUGCGCCGUCAGGUGCGCGGCCCGGCCCGCCCCGGAGACCUACCCGGCCGCCGCGAGGCCCGAGCCGGGUGGGCAGGGGCGGGGCGCCCCCAGCCCCUUUGCUGUGAGCCCCCCUUCUCCUUUCGUCCCUCCUCCCAAGGACACGGGGGUAGUGAGACCAGGUCGCUUGCUGCCGUGUUUACCGAGGGCCCCGGGGGGGAGUGCGCGGACCUGGGGAACCCUUUCGGGCUGUUAAUUUCCUUGACAAUAAAAUGGAUGAAACCAAUCAGCACGGGGGGAGUGAUUUGGCCGCCGGCCACUCGGAGGGGCGGUGCAGGGCCACUUAGUUGGGGAAUAGAACUUUAUAAUUACCUUUUGGAUACUGUGGUUCUAUUUGAUAAUAAUAGAGUAAUUUUUAAAAGA